Molecule: messenger RNA, 8608 nt
Organism: Pantherophis guttatus
Lineage: Eukaryota; Metazoa; Chordata; Lepidosauria; Squamata; Colubridae
Source: RefSeq, a predicted model, not a curated record
GUAUUUGGAGGCUCCUCCUGUAAUGGUGAGAACUUCCUGGAGAUACAUGGUUUUCUCUUUGAGGACUCCUCUCCCUAAGAUCAUUUCUGGUCACCAGCCAUUGCUUCCGCGCAGAACCUUGUUGCCAUUUGCAUGCAGGAAAGCCAUGGAUAGGAUUGAAAUGACUGUACAACGUAAUCAUUUUGCUUCCUUGUGGGAGCUGUCCACCCAUUACGUGAAGGCGCUUGAACAAUUGAUGCCCAAACCUUUGUCCCGGCCUCUAAGAAGUCAGAAAACAAUUGCCUUUCAAUUCACUAAAAUUCAGUGGGUGCUCCCUCCAGGAUUCAGCAUGGAAACUUUAGAGCUGCACGUUAAAAGGAAGAGAAUCCAACAUGAAUGGGGUUUUCCAGUCCUUAUCCAAAAAUCCCUCAGGAGCUUCCUCUAUCCGCCACCUUCACGAUCAUCUGUAACAAAGACAAAAAUCAGUGUCCAUAACCUGGCUCAGGCGCUAUUGUUCCUUCCGCAGGACAUUUGCAAAAAUCUUGAACUUCAUGUGCAGAAGACAAAACUAUAUCAUCGGUGGGGUUUGCCACAAAGGGUUCUUGGAUCUCUGAAGAAGCUACAACCAGAAGUCAAAAUUUGGGCCCCGAGGCCGAAAACGCUGGUGCACCAGACAAGAAGAACAGUAUCCACUUACAAGACCAUCCCUCUGUUCCAAACAAGGACUGUUCUAUGCACCAUGUGCUGCAAACAGAGGAUGGUGGCGAUUCCACCACAUGUUCCUCACAAGCUUUCCUUCAAAGGAUCCAAUCCUCUGGAGAAGAUUAGCCUUCACAUAUCUAAGAAAUACGUGGAGAUACAGUUGGAGGUUUUCCCAGACGUUGUUAUGGGUUCUUGGAAACUUAAUGUAUUGGCAACAAGGCAACCACUCCCCAAAUUAAUCUCCCAUAGCCCUAAGAUUUUGCAGCCCCGGCGGAGUUUCCUACCCUUUAUGCAAAAGCAGGAGGCAAAAAGAUUGGAGAUGGCAGUACAGCUUUGCUAUUUUAAUUCCCUCUGGGGUCUGGGCAAAAGAUAUGUGGAAGCCAUUGAUGCAAUGAUUCCUAGAUCCUAUGCCUCACCUUUCCAGAGAAAGAAGAUUCCUGCUGGGAUGUUCUCAGAGAUACAGAUACCGUUUCUCCAACAACAAGAACGAGAGUUUAUUGAACUGCAUAUCAGGAAGAAGAGGUUGCAUCAUGACUGGGGCUUCCCGGCACUCAUCCAGAGCUCUCUCAGGGUCUUCAUGCAAGGCUUCCCCCCACGUUCCACCACCCACAGGACCACAAUCAAUAUCCGUGCUUUGCCACAAAAGUUUUCAUUUCUCCCUUGGCCAACUUACAACUACUUAGAGUUUCACCUACAGAAAUUGAAACUACAGCGGCGUUGGGGCUUACCAAAGAAAAUCCUUGAGUCGCUGAAAUAUUUCCGCCCGUCUGCUCCUUUGGGAAAAGCUCGGCUCCCCCCAAGUGCCAAGAAAACUAAAUUAACAGAAGCAAGGUUCUGCCCUGGAGGAAAUCAACGGGUUUGUUGCAAACUGCUUGAUUCCACGCAUUAUGCUCCAAAGCAAUUGGAUCUCCUCAAGGAACACAUCAGGAGAAAAUAUCUUCAGAGGCAGCUAGAGACACUCCCUAGGCUGGUGAGACAGUCCCACAAAGACUCUGGUACCAUGCCACAAAAGCACCUUCCUAAAUUGAUUGAGGCUGGGCAGAAAUCCCCCACCCAUAGAGCUCAGUCUUUACUUUUUCUGCCGCCAAGUGAUAGAAAUAGGUUGGAACAGAACGUGAGACAUAAACAUUUGGUGUUCUUGUGGGGCAUCAGCAAAAAAUAUAUGGAAUCCUUAUCCGUCGUGGUCCCAGUUAGACCUUUCCCAGCAUGGACUCGAAAUGCAAGCGUUGCAUUCCAAGAGCUAAAGACCCCUUUUGUUCAGAAAGAGGCAAGAGAAAUGUUGGAGCAUCACAUCCAGAAGAAGAGACUUCAUCAUUUCUGGGGUUUGCCUUCCAUCAUCCAAAGCUCUCUACUGGCCUUUACGACCUACUUAUCCAUCGAUCGCCACCCACCUCGUAGAAUAAAGCAGGACGUUAGAAGUUCAGUGCAGGAUCUGCCAUUUGUCCCUGAGCGUGUUCAGCAGAACUUAGCAUCUAGCAUUAAAAAGAUGGUCAUUCACAGCCAAUGGGGGCUACCCAAAAAAUUGCAGAAAUUUCUGCAUGGCUUUCGUCCCACCCCUCCGGGAGAACUAAGGGAGUUCAGAAACUUUCUCGUCAGUGGACCUAAGCUCAAAAGAGCUCAACGUAUCACUAGAUUGCCAGAGUCAAGUUUUGUAGAUGGUCAACACAAGAAGACCUCCUUUCUCACAAAUGAAAGCAUAGAUCUUUUGGAGAGGCACAUCCAACAUAAGAAGUUCCAGCAUGAAUGGGGGCUGCCCUCUGUCCUUCAAAGGUCCCUUCGUGCUUUUGCUCCUUUGCCUCCAGAACCACAAAGGGCUUUGACCAGAUUGGCCAUGGCUGCCCCUUCACGUCUGCAAACUGAAGGGAGGCUCACGAUGACUCCGAAGCUGUUGUUCCUGGAUCCAGUCACAAAGGAAUGCUUGGAAGCACAUACAAAAAGACACAUCGCUAGACACAAAUGGGGCCUUCCCAAGCAAGUACAGGAAUCAAUAAAGACCAUGUUGCCCCCUACAUAUUUUCGCCAGCCUGAAGAUCUUAUUGACCGAAUCCCAUCGGGUACCCGUGAUCAAGUCUACCCAGCAAGAAUUAAGGAGAUUUCAGAUACUAGAGACCAACAUCUGCCUACAAAUAAAAAAGCCCAAAAACGGAGGAGCCAGAUAGAGGACUAUGGUGGCAGGCAACUACCAUGGACAGCAGGAGGACAUCCCAAGUCUCCCUCUCCACGAGUAAGGAACCGAAUUCCAACUCUGAGUGGAAAAGUUACUCCUAAGUUUCACCAAGAGAGCUGGGCUGAGACCUUCUAUACAAAGGAAGUUUGGGAUGCUCUAGAAUUCCAUAUCAGACACAAGAGGAUCCAACAUGAUUGGGGCCUGCCCUUGAUGGUCAAGAAAUCUCUCAAUGCUUUUGCUCCCCAUCCACCAGAGCUGCACAGCGCAACUACAAGAUCAGGAGGGCGCCUCUCUGUUAAGAGCCGAGGGAAAGGAGCAACUCAUCAGUCACUUGCUAUGGUACAGGCAACAAUCCCUCGCUCAGAGCUACAUUUUUUGAGUGUGGAGGUCAAUGAUCACCUGGAAGCCCAUUUGAAGAAUUGGACUGUAAAGCACAAAUGGGGGCUCACCAAACGCCUUCGGGGUUCACUGAGGACUAUCGCUCCUCCUCGACCUGAAUCCCAAGCUGGAAUGCACAAGCCUCAUGGGCAGCAUAGCAGAUCCGCCCAGCCACAUAAAAUCUCUUCCUACCAUGACAGGGAGACAUCACAACGGCAAGUCAUCUCUAAGAAAGGAGCCUCAAAAAUAUCCAACACUCUUCGCCAUCAAGGGCAAAGCUCAGCUCAGGGAAAGCCAUUGUUCUUUACAGAGGAAAAUUGGAAUCUCUUGGAAUUCCACAUUCAGCAGAAGAAAAUCCAGCACGAUUGGGGUGUGCCUUCUAUGGUGCUCCGAUCCUUGAAUGCUUUCUUCCCAUUUCCGAUCAAGAUCCAAAGUCCAGGCAAGAAGAGGCUCAGGGCUAACCAGUGGGUUACCAAAGACAUAAAAGUGCUUGUUCCCUCCACGUUCUUCCUUAGUAAGGAGACCAAAGAGGUUCUGGAAGCUCAUAUGAAGAAGAAGAUUGCAGAGCAUAAAUGGACUGUUCCCAAACGACUUCAGCAGGCCCUGGGGACGUUGUCAACUCCCAAAUCCCAUUUCCGAUCCAAGGACUUUUAUCGACAAGCUCCACUCUGUCGCCGAUGCCAAUUGCUCCUUCAGACUACCGAUGAUUCCCAAACUGAGAAGGAAGAGGAAGAGGAAGAUAGGAGAAGAAAGAGAAGGAAAAAGGAAUAUUUGCAACCAAGGAACCGGAGAAGGUCUACAUUUUCUGGGAGAGCUAGCAAGCAACACUUAUUGUUCUCAGAGCUAAGGCUUCCCUUCCUUUCAGAUGAAGCCAGGAAUUAUCUGGAAUUCCACAUCCAGCAGAAGAAAAUUCAGCGGGCUUGGAGCUUGCCCUCCAUGGUGUUGAGGUCCUUGCAUGCUUUCGCCCCAUUUUCCCCUGAAAUUCCCCAGAGCACUAGGAAGCGCAUAGUCAAGACACAGGGAUGGAGUAAGAAAGAAGUGGUGGUGAUUGCCUCAGACCUUCCCUUCCUCAGCCAAAGGACCAAAGACAUUUUGGAAGCUCACUUGAAGAGGAGGACUGCAGAGCACAGGUGGGGCAUGCCAAAAACCAUUCGGAAGUUCCUGGGAUCGCUGGUGCCUUCCAGACCACCUUCCCAACAUGAAAGCAUUCACGAACAGCCGUCACUCUGCUGGAAGUGUAAAUCCCUCCUUGAGUCUACAGAUGUUUCCCAAACUGAAGAAGAAGAUGAAGACUUGCGAGACGAGUCAAAGAAAGCCAGGAGAAGGACGAGAAGGGCAGAGCAAUAUUUCCAGCCGGGGAACCAGAGAAGAUCUACAUCUUCUGGGAGAGCCAGCAGGCAAUUCUUGUUGUUCUCAGAGCAAGGGCUUUCUUUUCUUUCCGAUGAGGCCAGGAAUUAUCUGGAAUUCCACAUCCAGCAGAAGAAAAUUCAACGGGCGUGGAGUUUGCCCUCUACAGUGUUGAGGUCUUUGCAUGCUUUUGCCCCAUUUUCCCCUGGAAUAGAAAGACGCAUCCAGAGCACUAGGAAGCGCAUAGUCAAGACACAUGGAUGGAAUAGGACAGAAGUGGCGGUGAUUGUCCCAGACCUUCCCUUCCUCAGCCAAAGGACCAAAGACAUUUUGGAAGCUCACCUGAAGAGGAGGACUGCGGAGCACAGGUGGGGCAUGCCAAAAACCAUUAAGAAGCUCCUGGGGUUGUUUUUGCCUUCCAGACCUCCUUCCCAACAUGAAAGCAUUCAUGAGCAACCACCACUCUGCUGGAAGUGCAAAUCCCUCCUCACGUCUACAGAUGUUUCCCAAACUGAAGAAGAAGAAGACUUUCUGGAAGAGUCAAAGAAAGUCAGGAGAAGGAAAAGGUGGAAGGGUAAAGAUUUCCAGCCAAGAAAGCAGAGGGAAUCUACUCGUGUGAGUCCUGAUGGACGGCAACUCUUAGCACCUAUGGAGGGAAGGCUUUCUUUUCUUUCUGAUGGGGCCAGGAAUUACCUGGAGUUUCACAUCCAGCAGAAGAAAAUUCAACGAGCAUGGAACCUGCCUUCCUUGGUCCUCAAAUCCUUGCGUGCCUUUGCCCCAUUUCCUCUUGAAGACCAGAAGGACGUGCAAGACCCAAGAGAUAGGAAGACCAAACACAUCCUGUGGGAGAAAAGAGACGUGCCCAUCGAUGUCCAGAGUCCAUUCUUUCUCAGCCCAGAUGUUGAGGAACACCUGGAUACCCACGUGAGACACAUAACAACAAAGCACCAAUGGGGUCUUCUUGAACGGGUACAACAGCCCCUGCAGGCAUUUCUGCCUUUGAGAUCCCAUUCCCCAUCUGAGUUGGAAGAUGAGAAAGAAGGUUCGUCAGAGAGAGCCAAACGCAGGAAAGUCUACCGUAAGGCAAAUGUGAUGCCAUCUGCAAAAGGACAUAUCGAAAAGUCUCCUAUCUUUUAUUCAGAAGUGAAGCUAACUUUCUUUGAGGACGCAGCCUGGAACCUCCUGGAAUUCCAUAUCCAGCACAAGAAACUCCAACAUGCAUGGGGUCUGCCCUUCAUGGUGUUGAGAUCCCUAGAUGCUUUUGCUCCCUAUCUCCAUGACUCCACGAAGCGUCCGUUAGCCGUACAAGGCACAUUGACAACCCGUAAGCUUCCCGGGGGCAGAGAAUUUCACAUGAUUGCCCAGAAUCUGUCAUUUCUUAGCUCAGAUACAAAACAACUCUUAGAAGCUCAUCUGAAGAAUUUAGUUGCGGUACAUAGAUGGGGGCUUCCAAAACAUGCUCAAACCACAUUGAGAGCAUUUCUGCAUCCUGGCACACUCAGUUCAACAGCCUAUAAAUCUCCCCAGAUCUCGUUGCCCCAAACGUGGGUUACAGACAGAAGUCCCAUGAAGGAAUUCCAGCUCAGAAAGAAAAAGGCAAAGUUAAAGGUACCCGUCACCUCAUCCACGAUCUAUUUCAGGAGCAGAAAGAUGGACUUUCUCGAUGAGGGUGCUCAGAAUCUUCUGGAAUUCCACAUUCUGCACAAGAAAAUUCAACACACCUGGGGCUUGCCAGCCAUUAUUCAGAAAUCCCUACGGUUGUUUGCUCCCUCUGAGUCUCAGAAGAAGCCACAAUCUGCAGGAGACGUGACCAUGAAAACAACAGCCCAAAAAUCAUGGAUAGCGAAGGAAGUCAGAGUUGCCCCACAGCAGCUACGCUUUCUGCACCCAGACGUAAAGAAGCAGCUGGAAAGCCACAUCAGAGAGGUCACGGUGAAGCACAGAUGGAGGCUUCCAAAACUGGUGCAAGACACACUGGCAGCAUUUAUUCCUCAAGCUGAAGAAAUGGGGGAGGAGAUGAAGGAACCGUUCUCAACAUACGAUGAAGACCAUCUACUGAGAUCCAGUUCUAGCUUAGGGGUACCUGACAUGUCUGACUCAGAGCUAUUUUAUGAACACCAACAAAUUCCGGUGGAGAUUCGAGUUUCUUGGCUGGAUACUGAAGAGCCAUCAUUUUGCUUCGAUAGGAAAAUCCAGCACGACAGAAGCAUUCAAGGGAAAAUGGCCAGGAGAGAAGCACCUGAAGCGAGCAAACAACACAAGUUGCCGCUGGAGAGAACCGAAUCAGAUGUCUACCUGAAGGAUGAACAAAGAUGGGCAGCAGACCUUCUGGGUAGAACACGAGAUCCUAGAGGCCCCUUUUUCUCGACUCCGGUUUCUGGUUCUCAGAAACGCAAAUAUAAUGCCACCAGCUCAUCGGAGAGUUUAUCUCUGGGGAAAUAUCCAAGUCAAAGAACUGGUUGGUUAGCCAGAGAGAGGGAAGCUCUUCCUUGCUCUUCCAACUUGUCCCUCAAGAAGGACCUUCUGAAACAACUUCAAAGCACUUCCCAGAGAAAGGAAGGCGAUAGAUACUAUCCCAUUGGAUUGAAGCGGUCUCAGUUAUCCAAAGGCUCUAGUUUUAGUUGGGUACCCAACAGUCUUUGCAGGAUAUGCAAUUGUCCUUGCCGAUGCCAUUUGCCUUCAUCCAGGGAGGGCUCCAUGUUCUCAUUGCAAUCCGUUAGGAAGCAGGAAGAGACGCCAGGUUUAAUUUGGGGUAUGGUAAAGGAGGCAGAAACAGAUUCCUCAUCUCUGCUAACAGAGGACAGGUCAUCCCUUCCAUCUAUUUCAGCAAAGAAGGAAGAAGUUCAGUUCUCUUCUGUUACAUCAGAAGAAGCUAUCUCUGAAUCCUCCUUGAGGGACGCUUCUCUUCGAGAACAAGAAGCCACCCCUUCCAGUACAGGAGAUCAGGGAGUCCCAUUUCAGGAGGAAAGAGUGUUUGCUAGCGAUGCAGACCUGCAGAAGGUGACUACAUCAGGAAGUGAAUUGCCCGAUACCUCAAGGUCCUCUGGACAAUUUUCUUCAUCCCCCAAAGGUAUGUUCUUCCAAGAAGCAAUGCAACCUUCACUCGCUGUUGAGCAGACAUCAGUGCUGGGCUACAGAAAGGAAGGUGAACAAACUGUCACGGAACCAGGCAUGGAGGAACCUGAUGGUGGAAAACAUUCAACCACUGAGAUGGUAGACGAGAAGACCCUGAACUGGGGAACAGAAUUAUCUACAAAGGAACCUUUUAUGGAUCGCAGACCAUUAAUACAACACAAGAGGACCAAAACGCCUGGGUCCAUUCAAAAGAGAAGAAAGCCCACGUCAGAAAGAGGCCAGUCCACGGAGCCCAAGAAACAAGUUCGCCAUGCUCAAUUCCUGGUCAGUGCGGAACCCGAUGAGAAAAUGUCCAUCCUGGGUAGAAUCUUGGAGAGAAAAUUGCGCCUGCGGCAUGGAUUGAAUAUUUGGAAGUACAGCCGUGGAAGGUCCCAGGUGUUUUCCAGAAUGAAACACAAGAUAGAUAGCUUUAGGCACAGUUUCAGGGUACGAAGCCGAACCAGAAGCAAGGAUAGCUCUAGGAGAGAUCAGUCCCGUAGUCCGGAAAGCACCACAAGAAGCAGAAGCUCAAGUGGCAAGGCAAGAAGCAGAGGAAGAAGCAGAGAGAGGAGAUCAAAGACCGAGGUGAGAAAAAAGGAGUUGCCACAAAAGGAAUUAUGAUGGCCGUACCUAUAUUCCUUGACAAAGGGAGCAGGGAGAAACGAUGAAAAACCAGUAGUUCCUGGCUGAAGGAUCCAGAAAGAAAGGGUGCAAAUCCUGAGAAGAGUAGGGAGACCUUUGGAAGCGCAAAUUUGUAAUCCAGCUUCAAGAACUGGGGCCAAGCCAUUGUGCCAAAGGUUGAUAGACAACCCUAUUAGUCCUAUCGCAUUCAUAUGUUAAUUUCUAAAAUAAUGAUUUAUUUUUUUUGCAGCAAUGUAUUAAUAAAAAGAAAUAUUUUUUCAACGUGGAUAAAAAUAUAUG